Molecule: messenger RNA, 1000 nt
Organism: Apodemus sylvaticus (European woodmouse)
Lineage: Eukaryota; Metazoa; Chordata; Mammalia; Rodentia; Muridae
Product: myosin regulatory light chain RLC-A
Exons: 4
Coding region: 155-673 (172 amino acids)
Biological process (GO): platelet aggregation
Cellular component (GO): cytoplasm
Molecular function (GO): calcium ion binding
Source: RefSeq, a predicted model, not a curated record
CUACGCUUCCUUCCGGUUCGCGAGCAGAGGCCGGAAGUGGACGUUCUCCGGCGACUGGAAAUUUAGAAAGUCUGUGAGGGCGGCGGCAGAACUUCGCAGAGACGCUGGUUCUCGCUCCUGGUUAUCGCGGCUGAGCAGGGAUUUAACUGCCACCAUGUCGAGCAAAAGGGCAAAGACCAAGACCACCAAGAAGCGCCCUCAGCGCGCAACGUCCAAUGUCUUCGCCAUGUUUGACCAGUCCCAGAUCCAAGAGUUCAAAGAGGCCUUCAACAUGAUCGACCAGAACCGGGACGGCUUUAUUGACAAGGAGGACCUGCACGACAUGCUGGCUUCAAUGGGAAAAAAUCCAACUGAUGAGUACCUGGACGCCAUGAUGAACGAGGCCCCAGGCCCCAUCAAUUUCACCAUGUUCCUCACUAUGUUUGGAGAGAAGCUGAACGGCACCGACCCCGAGGACGUCAUCAGAAACGCCUUCGCUUGCUUCGAUGAGGAAGCGAUCGGCACCAUCCAGGAGGAUUACCUGAGGGAGCUGCUGACCACCAUGGGCGACCGCUUCACAGACGAGGAAGUGGAUGAGCUGUACAGGGAGGCCCCCAUUGACAAAAAGGGGAAUUUCAACUACAUCGAGUUCACACGCAUCCUCAAGCACGGCGCGAAAGACAAAGAUGACUGAAGUGCCGCGGCUUCCAGCCAAAUGUGCCCUGUUGCCAUUGGGGUAUUUCUGAGAUUUUUCUCCCAGAGCCUGUUGCACACCCUAACUUUACUGCCUUUUGCCUUUCUUGUUUUGUAUUUAUUCUCAGCCACUUUGGGCCACAUGUACCUUUAUAAUCAGACUGGAAAUGGGACUUUCUGUCAUUAUCCAAUGAGAAAGUAAGGUAAUUUAACCUACAGGCAGUCUUGUCCCUUGUAAUAACUGAAGCCCACAGAGUCAAUAUAUUUUUUCAGAGAAAGUUAUCCACUCAAUUUUUUCUGAAUGAUAAUUAAACUUUCUGAUAAAAUA